Messenger RNA from Neltuma alba, 1720 nucleotides. Its product is annotated as phosphatidylinositol transfer protein 3. The transcript has 7 exons. The record is from RefSeq and is a predicted model, not a curated record. Gene Ontology annotation, molecular function: phosphatidylinositol transfer activity. Bases 349 to 1371 code for a protein of 340 amino acids. NCBI's taxonomy places the organism in Eukaryota, Viridiplantae, Streptophyta, Magnoliopsida, Fabales, Fabaceae.
ACACAUUUUUGCUUUAUUUUCGCGCUUUACCGACGUAUUUGCCAAGGUGUAUGUCCGUCUGAUUCUCUGCAAUAGCUUGGGGUCUCCCGGAGAAACCUGUGAAGCGAGUGGUUGGUUGGUUGGACUUCCAACUCGUCGCCCCGCGACAUGCGUGCAGUAAUGACCCUGGUUUUCACAAUUUGUGGAGCGGAAUGAGUAUAUCUCUCUAGGGACGAGUUAAUGAAUUGCAUGGGGUCAUUUGAUUUUUCGAGUUAAAGGAUUCAUGUACUUGCCCUAAGCAUCUGGGACUGAGACUUUUUGCUGGUCUGGUGGAUUCAGGCUGUGUUAGUUUGAUAGGGAUCUGAAAAUAUGGCAUCCCUGAAACUGAAAGGAGGUGCAACAGAAAAAGCGUUGUCUCCUGUAGAGCAGCAGGCCAAGAUUGGCGAAAUCAGAAAGAUUAUUGGUCCAAUUACUGAUCAGUUCCCAGCAUUGUUUUCGGAUGCAUCGAUACUGCGGUUUCUCAGAGCACGAAACUGGAACGCCAAAAAAACUGCAAAAAUGAUGAAAGAAACUUUAAAAUGGAGGGUGGAAUACAGGCCAGAGAAGAUUCGAUGGGAUGAUGUAUCUUGCGAAGCUAAGACUGGCAGGCUGUAUAGAGCUGACUUCUUGGAUAAGCAAGGGAGGAUUGUUCUUGUGAUGAGAGCAGGUGUUCAGAGUACAAGUUCCGCAGUAGAGCAGAUCAAGUACUUGGUCUACUGUAUGGAGAAUGCCAUAUUAAAUCUAAAUUCUGAUCAAGAACAGAUGAUUUGGCUUGUUGAUUUUCAAGGGUGGAGCAAAUCAAGCGUAUCAUUAAAGGUUACUAAGGAGACUGCUCAACUCCUGCAGAAUCAUUACCCUGAGAGAUUGGGCCUGGCAAUCCUAUACAACCCACCAAAAUUAUUUGAGUCCUUUUGGACGAUGGUGAAACCUUUUCUUGAGCCUAAAACAUAUAGAAAAGUGAGGUUCGUCUACCCUGAGAACCCAAAGAGUCGCAAGAUAAUGGAAGAAGUGUUUGACAUGGACAAAUUGGAAUCCCGUUUUGGUGGGAAAAAUCCGGCUGGAUUCAACUAUGAAGCUUAUGCACUGAGGCUGAGAGAAGAUGACAAGAAGAUAUCUGAUUUUGCUGACUCUGGUUGUUCAUCACCAACUGUACUGCAGUCGGUGAUGGCUGAGACACUGCAGCCAGAAUCACCAGCUUCUGAAAAUGGUUGCCAGGAUGAAUCAUCUUGUGAUGAAGCAGAUAGCUCAAAAGCGGAGAAAGAAGAUGAAACUAUACUAGGCCAAUCACCUUGCUCUCAAGAUGACGGACAGGAUGCUAAGGUCGGUGGAGUGAAAAUUGCUCAGGCAGGCUAAGCUAAUUGGUGGAAUAUUAGUCAGGGCAAGCUAUAUCAUUCACUGGGCUUUCACCUUGCUCUCCAAUAAAAUUUGUUUCUUUGUUUCUAACGAUUCACUAGGCUUUCAGAGUAACAAAUAAGAAAGGGGACAUGGUAAAAACUGAACAAGGAGCACUCAUGUGAGGACAAGUGAGAAGUAAGAUAUCACUUGAUGAGCGGGAAUAAGUUUCUUAAGAUGGUAUUUUCUUGUACCCUUGACAGAGGGAUUCAAAGUACAUGGCUUUGUUAAGAAAGCAUCGAGUUUUUUCCUUGUAAAUUAGUACAAUGAGAUUCUUAAAUUGACAUCAAUUUUUCUUCUUUUCAUGAGC